Messenger RNA from Cyphellophora europaea CBS 101466, 1722 nucleotides. RefSeq lists its product as uncharacterized. Lineage: Eukaryota; Fungi; Ascomycota; Eurotiomycetes; Chaetothyriales; Cyphellophoraceae. Gene Ontology annotation, biological process: protein deubiquitination; spliceosomal complex assembly; mRNA processing. The coding region runs from base 1 to 1722 and encodes 573 amino acids. The transcript has a single exon. The record is from RefSeq and is a predicted model, not a curated record. Gene Ontology annotation, molecular function: cysteine-type deubiquitinase activity; zinc ion binding.
AUGUCGAAGAGAAAAUCUGAGGAGCCUUUGGAGAUCAGUGCUAGUGGCGUGUCUCCUGCCAGCAAAAGAGUGAGGAUUGACGAGGUGGUGGAUGAGGCGCAUGCUGUUUCUCAAAGGUCUUCGAACGAGCGCAAUGGCGACGGAGCCGGGACCAACGGUGUUGAAUCCGACGCAGAAUCAGAUUUCGAAGAAGACCAAGUAGAACCUGCGCCUUUGCGGCAGACGGCGCCCACGGAAGGUUACAGUGAUCUCUACCUAGACACAAUCAAGCGUUCCAUCCUCGACUUCGAUUUCGAAAAGCUGUGCUCCAUCACACUGUCGAACAUCAACGUCUACGCCUGUCUCGUAUGCGGGAAAUACUUCCAAGGCAGAGGGCCCAAGUCGCACGCCUAUUUCCACGCGCUCGAAGUCGACCAUCAUGUCUACAUCAAUAUGGAGACGAAGAAAGUCUACGUCCUGCCAGAAGGCUACGAAGUCCAGAACAAGAGCUUGGACGACAUCAAAUAUGUUGUCGACCCCAAAUUCACAGAAGAGGACGUUAAGAAGUUAAACAAGAUACCCAAGGAGUCCACCGACCUAUCCAACAAGAAGUACCGACCAGGCUUCGUGGGUAUGAACAACAUAAAAGCGAAUGACUACCUAAAUGUGGUUGUACAGACCCUUUCACACGUUGCCCCUAUACGCAACUUCUUCCUGCUGCAUAAGUUUGCAUCGAACACCCCACAGCUACCGGUGCGGUUCAGCACACUGGUACGCAAGAUAUGGAACGCCAAGUCCUUCAGGUCGCAUGUCUCGCCCCAUGAACUUCUACAGGAGAUUGCCCUGCGCUCAUCAAAGAAGUUCACAUUAACGCAGCAAUCAGAUCCCGUCGAGUUCCUGUCGUGGUUUCUCAACAACCUGCAUCUUACACUGGGCGGGUCAAAAAGCAAGCCGCUCUCGUCUGUCAUUCAAAGGGCCUUUCAAGGAAGGCUUCGUCUCGAGUCUCAGGCUAUCACAGCCAAAUCUGACACCACCGGCGACCGAUUACGAUUCGAGGACUCCUCGAACAUCACCACAAACGUGACCCCAUACAUGAUACUGACGUUGGAUCUGCCACCCACGCCCUUAUUCCGCGACGCAAACGAGGACAAGAACAUCAUUCCUCACGUACCUCUGACAAGCCUACUGCAGAAAUAUAACGGCAUGCAAGCUUCAGAGAGGCAGGCCCACCGUGUACGACAUCGGCUGCUCCACCCUCUACCGCCGUAUCUGAUGUUUCACGUCAAGCGAUUCAGCACAAACAAGUUCGUUUCUGAGCGCAACCCAACAAUCGUCACGUUCGCCUCACCACGAGGUUUGGACAUGUCUCCUUUCGUCGAGCCUAAUCCGGAGAUUCAUUCUCCUGGAGAGCCCAUCAUCUACGACAUGGUGGCCAACAUCAUCUUAGACACUGUGAGCGUGGCCACGGGGGGUGGAGAGGAUUCUAAUGCGGCCGAUGCUGCUAGCAAGGCUGCGGGCGGAGAAAGAGAGAAGGUGGCGUGGAAGGUGCAGCUUCAAGAUAAGGCUGUAGCUGCAUCACAACGGAGCGACCUUCCAGAAUGGGUGGAGAUUCAGGACUUGUUCGUCGACCGCGCAGAAGCCGAAACGCUUUUCACGCGCGAAGGAUACUUGAUGGUAUGGGAGAGGCGGAAGGAGAAACCAUCGGGCACCAAUGGAGCAGGCAAGGGCAAAGGCAGAGCCUGA